Messenger RNA from Gekko japonicus, 942 nucleotides. RefSeq names its product olfactory receptor-like protein DTMT. Gene Ontology annotation, biological process: G protein-coupled receptor signaling pathway. NCBI's taxonomy places the organism in Eukaryota, Metazoa, Chordata, Lepidosauria, Squamata, Gekkonidae. Gene Ontology annotation, molecular function: G protein-coupled receptor activity; olfactory receptor activity. The transcript has a single exon. The coding region runs from base 1 to 942 and encodes 313 amino acids. The record is from RefSeq and is a predicted model, not a curated record. Gene Ontology annotation, cellular component: membrane.
AUGCCAAUGAACCACAAGAACACAACUCUGGUCUCCGAAUUCUUCCUCCGUGGAUUCUCCUCCCAGCCAGAGGUCGAAACACUCCUCUUCCCGCUUUUCCUCUUGAUGUAUUUGCUCACCAUUCUGGGGAAUGUAACCAUCAUCUUGUUGAUCCGCUGCGAUAGGCACCUUCUCCAAACCCCCAUGUACUUCUUCCUCAGUCACCUCGCAGUGGCCGAUUUGGGUUUUGCCAGUACCAUUGUCCCCAAGGCGCUACAGAACUUGUUGUCUCAGAGAAAGACCAUCUCCUACCAUGGCUGCCUGGCCCAGAUGUUUUUCUACAUACAUAUCGGCAAUGCAGAUAGCUACCUUCUGGCUUCCAUGGCCUAUGACCGCUACGUGGCCAUCUGCAGCCCGCUGAACUAUUCCAUUGUGAUGAGUCACAAACGUUGCCUCCAACUGGCAACUCUGUCCUGGACUAUCACCAUGUUCCACUCAUUGAUUUAUACGUUCUUGAUGUCCCGUGUUGAGUUCUGUGACCCUGGGGAAAUCCCUCAUUUUUUCUGUGACCUUUAUCCUGUUCUGGAUGUCUCUUGCUCUGACUCCUACCUGAUAGAUCUAGUAUUGAUGACUGAGGGGAUAGUAGAGAUCCUGGGGCCGUUUGUGCUCAUUAUCAUUUCCUACGCACUCAUCUUCUACUCCAUCGUGAAGAUUCCAUCUGCCACUGGGAAGCGCAAGGCCUUCUCCACAUGCGGGUCCCACAUCUGUGUGGUGGUCAUGUACUUUGGGGGUAUCAGCUUUGUUUAUUUCAAGCCAAAUUCUAAUUUGGCGGAACGCCAUGACACCUGGGCGGCUAUGAUGUAUACCAUGGUCAAUCCCAUGGUGAAUCCCUUCAUCUACAGCCUCAGGAACAAUGAGAUGAAAGCAGCCAUGAAGAGAGUCAUUAGGAAGCAUUUUCGUUAA